Pseudonaja textilis is the source of this 791-nucleotide messenger RNA. Lineage: Eukaryota; Metazoa; Chordata; Lepidosauria; Squamata; Elapidae. The record is from RefSeq and is a predicted model, not a curated record.
CCUUCCUUCUUUUCCCCCCAGCAAUUUUCUACCCUCCUGGAGGUGCUUUUCCAAUUCCUGCAAGAACCCAAAGAGGUGGAGAGGUUCCUGGCUAGCCUGUCGGAGUUUGCAACGGGGAAUAAAAUCAGCCUCGGCCCUUUGAAGAGCAUCGUCAAAAGUCUCUUGCUGGUACCCAGUGGUGCCUUAAAGAGGAGCCUGACUGCAGAACAAGUCGGAGCAGAUCUUAUCACCCUGGGGCUGAGCGAUGACAAGGCCAGGUAUUUUGAAGAACAGUGGAAGGAAAAUUAUCCCGCCCUCUCGCGCCUGGCUGUGGGGCAGACGCUGACGGUUAACCAGCUAAUAGACAUGGAGUGGAAAUUUGGAGUGACGGCCGGAAGCAGUGAGCUGGAGAAAGUAGGAAGCAUUUUCCUCCAGCUGAAGCUGGUCAUUAAGAAAGGCAGCCGGCUGGAACCAGUAUACCUAGAAUUAACCCUGCCCCAGUUUUACAGCUUCCUUCACGAGAUGGAAAGAAUUAAGACCAGCCUGGAGAGCCUCGGCUGAUUUCACUGCCCAACGGACUCUGCGGGACGUCUGGACCUCAGGACCAAGAUUUCUCUGGCCCCCACCGUUUCUUCCUUCCGUUGGGAAAGGAAAUGUGUGUGAAAUGCAACCCAUCCUGGAUUUAGUGGACGAAAUACAAUUUCAGGGUGAAAAUGGCUUGUCAAACCUGGCAGAGUCCCGCUUUGUCUCGAAGGACAUGACGGGAAUCGGUUGGGAAAACGAAAUGGAAAAUAAAAGUUUCUCCUAUCCAA